Messenger RNA from Insectozyma verbasci, 432 nucleotides. The record is from the annotation of a GenBank genome assembly. NCBI's taxonomy places the organism in Eukaryota, Fungi, Ascomycota, Pichiomycetes, Serinales, Debaryomycetaceae.
AUGUCACAGAAACCAUUAUGGUAUAGAUGGGCUAGAGUAUAUUUUGCUGGUGGUUGUUUAGUUGGUUUAGGUGUAGUAUUAUAUAAAACAAUUAGACCAACUGAUGAAGAAAUGAUUGCAAGUUUUUCACCAGAGGUUAGAGCAAAUUAUGAAAAUAAUCGAGAAUUAAGAAGAUUAGAACAACAAAGACUAAUGGAAAUUGCAAAACAAACAUCUAGUUCAGAUGAUCCAAUUUGGAAAACUGGACCGAUUGGAAGUCCAUUAGAAAAACAACAAAGAAAUUUAAGUAUGCAAUUAAUUGAUAAAGAAUUAUUUAAUAGAACAAAACAAGAAGAAUUACAAAAAUCAGAAAUUGAACAUGUAAAUAAAGAAGCUAAAGAAGCUGAAGAACUAAUGAAAAAGAAUAAAAAAUCAUGGUGGAAAGUAUUUUGA